AUGAAGACAUUCGCCGCAAUACUGCUCUUGGCAACUACCUGCCUCGUUGCCGCUGUUCCUCAGGGCGAUAUUCUUGCGCGACAGGAUGGCCCCCGGGAGUGUCGCCAGAUUUCUGCCGUUUUUAGUUGUGCACGAUUGCAAUUUUACUCGGAUAAAUUUACUCUUUUGAUCGUACUGGCAAGACUACGGCGCUAG
Messenger RNA from Pyrenophora tritici-repentis Pt-1C-BFP, 195 nucleotides. RefSeq lists its product as uncharacterized. NCBI's taxonomy places the organism in Eukaryota, Fungi, Ascomycota, Dothideomycetes, Pleosporales, Pleosporaceae. The record is from RefSeq and is a predicted model, not a curated record.